Molecule: messenger RNA, 1046 nt
Organism: Parasteatoda tepidariorum (common house spider)
Lineage: Eukaryota; Metazoa; Arthropoda; Arachnida; Araneae; Theridiidae
Product: speckle-type POZ protein-like
Source: RefSeq, a predicted model, not a curated record
UGUGGAAUGGUAUAUCGAAAUGCCUUCUCUAUUUGAGUAUUCUGAAAGCCUAACUUUUCCAAUCUCAGAUUCAAAUAGUGUUGAAUUAACUUUGAAUUCUACAGAAGAAAAGAUGAAAAUUUUGAUUCACUUUAAAGAUGAUGAGUCUGAAUCAUCUCAACAAUUAACAUGCACGUUAUCUCUCUUCGAUAAAAUAGGAUGCAAUCUGGGUUCAAAGCGUACUGGGAAUGUGUGUAAAAGGGGAGAAACUUGGACUUUUCCAGAUUUAAUAACAAAGGAAAUGUUAAGAUGUUGUGAAACGAAUUCCUCUCGGUAUGAGUUCAUGUUGAAGUGCGAUGUUUGUAUUUCCAGGAAAACUCAUACAAAUUCUAUCGAAAGAUUGAAAUUCGUGUCACCUUGUAGCCUGAAAUCCAUACGCAGAGAUAUUCCAAUCCCUGCCAUGCAAAGUAACUUUCGAAGCAUUUUCCUGAACCAAAAUGACUCUGAUGUUACAACUCGUUGCAAAAAUGAUGAAUUUCCUGCUCAUAGGCUUGUUUUGAAAGUUCGAUCCCCAGUGUUUGCCGCCAUGUUUGAUCAAGACAUGCUGGAAAACAAAACCGGUGUAGUGGAUAUCGCUGACAUGGACGGAAAGACUUUGAAAGCGUUUCUUGAAUUUUUGUACACGGAUAAAGUGGAUAAAUUGGAUUACGAUAUUGCCAAGAAUCUAAUAUUAACUGCCGAUAAAUACCAAGUGCCGUCGCUUGUGGAUAUGUGUGCUUCAUUUUUGAUAUCCAUUAUAUCAAUUGAAAAUGUGUGUGAAAUUAUUGCAAUCGCUGAUAUGAUAAAUUGCAAGAAUUUAAAAUCUUUUGCGCUGAAUUUCAUUAAGGUUAAUGCUGCUAAAGUAUUGCCUACUGCAGCGUGAACAGAAUGGAUUCAAGAUAAUAUUAAGCUAGCUACAUAUAUUCUAUCGGAAUUAUCUACUGCUAUUGGCACCAAUUACAAAUUAAUUUAACCUUUUAUUUUUAUAACUUAAAAACUUUUUAUGAAGAUUUUCGUAAAAUAUAUAU